Messenger RNA from Paralichthys olivaceus (Japanese flounder), 432 nucleotides. The record is from RefSeq and is a predicted model, not a curated record. Lineage: Eukaryota; Metazoa; Chordata; Actinopteri; Pleuronectiformes; Paralichthyidae.
UACAACGCUCGUAUUCGGGGCAUCAGUGAAAGCAUUACACCGCAAUCUGACCGCCAUCGCUCCUAUUCCUUCUCUGGAGUUCGCUCCAGGGGAAUGACCCCGGAGGUGACGCAGGAGACAGGCCGGCGUCGGACCACCAGUGAGGGACAGUACCAGAGCAGCCAUGAGAGCACGCCGCCGGUUCACUCCCCAGACUUCACCAACAGCCUGGCGCUCAACCCGGGAGGAAGACCCCGAGAGGGUCCCAUGCACAGCUACCGGGAGGCGUUCGAGGACGACAAGCCGGACGGUUUCAACAGUCCGACCUUUGGAGGCGGUGGUGAGAACUCUCCACAGACCCCCGGCUUCCCUGUGUCGCCUCAGACUCCUUACUUCAACAUGUGUAGGUCCAGACAGGGGGCGCUCUCUGAUCCUCUCAACACAAAGCUUUAA